This is a messenger RNA of Kickxella alabastrina, 2493 nucleotides long. RefSeq names its product Vps16, N-terminal region-domain-containing protein. The coding region runs from base 1 to 2493 and encodes 830 amino acids. Gene Ontology annotation, molecular function: actin binding. Gene Ontology annotation, biological process: intracellular protein transport; vacuole fusion, non-autophagic; endosomal transport. The transcript has a single exon. Gene Ontology annotation, cellular component: lysosomal membrane; HOPS complex; endosome. The record is from RefSeq and is a predicted model, not a curated record. NCBI's taxonomy places the organism in Eukaryota, Fungi, Kickxellomycota, Kickxellomycetes, Kickxellales, Kickxellaceae.
AUGAACUCAAUACAUCCGGCCAACGAGUGGCUGGCCAUGCACGACACAUUCUACCGCAAACACCGCAUCUACCAAAUGCAGUGGGCCGAGCUCGACUUGUCAAAAUUCCGCGUUGCUGCGUCGUCCUUUGGCGGGCCCAUUGCACUGUUUCGCGACGACAGGCAGCUGCUUGAGGCCGGAUCUGGCCCGCUGCUGGACUCGGCCAUCCGCGUGUACUCGGCCAGCGGUAAUCUCAUAGGCAAAAUCGAGUACGACGGCCUGCACAUUGCAGCAUUCAGCUGGAACGCGCGCGAGCAGCUGCUGUGCGUGCAGGAGGACGGCAACGUGCGCGUGUUCUCGCUUGACGACUCGCAUCAGGCGUCGUUCUCGCUCGGGCCUGAGGCCAAGGAGAAGGGCAUCAUUGACGUGCGCUUCUGGGAUCAGGGUCUGGUUGCGCUGACAGGCGACUACCGCUUUGUCUACGUCAACGACAUUGGCGAGCCCAAGCCCAAGAUGCUGGCAAACGCGCAUAUCACGGAGAUGCCGCACUCGUGGACCAUUGUGCCUCCGCAUCUGACGCUGAGCCACCACGUCGAGGUACUGGUGUCGGUCGGCGCAACUAUUCUGUCAAUAGAUGCUGCUGGCGUGCAGGACCAGCUGCUUGACCAGGGCCCCUACGCCUGCAUAUCGGUCUCGCCUAACGGCCGCCUCGUGUCGCUGUGCUCGGACAGGAACUGCGUGCAGGUCGUGUCAAUGGACUUUCAGCGCUCGUUCUCCGAAUACCACCACGAGCAGCCGGGUGAUGUGCCCGUCGAAAUUGCCUGGUGCGGUAGCGACGCCGCCGUGGUUAACUUUAGCUCACAAGUGCUUCUUGUUGGGCCAUUUGGUGAGACGUUGUCCUUUCCGCACGACACGCCCGCGCACCUGGUGCAGGAGCCUGACGGAGUGCGCAUAUUCGGUGCCCUGGAGCACUCGUUCCUGUGCAAGGUUGGUGCCGAGUCCAAAAGUGUCUUCCAGAUUGGAUCCACCUCGCCGUCAGCGCUGCUCUACGACGCGCUUGAGAGUAUGCGCCAGCACUCGUCGAGGGCCGACGAGAUUGUACGCAGCAUCCGCGACGAGAUGCCGGCCGCAGUCGACACUUGUAUAGCCGCGGCUGGUGCCGAACCGAUUGUCGAGUAUCAGCAGUCGCUGCUGCGCGCGGCCUCCCUGGGCAAGUCAUUCUUGGCCAUGUACAACGGCGACAAGCUGGUCGACAUGUGCCGCAGCCUGCGCGUUAUAAACUGCCUGGCGUCGUACGAUGUCGGAAUCCCGGCAACACUGAUGCAGUUCCAGAGUCUGCCUUUUGAGGAGUGGGUGCAGCGCCUGCUCAACCGCAACAAGCAUCAGCUGGCGCUGCACGUAUGUCGGUACAUGGAGGAGCCGUCAGACCAGGUGUACAUCCACUGGGCGUGCGCCAAGAUCCGCGCGUCCUCGACCCUGGAUGAUGACGCGCUGUACCGCGUGCUGCGCGAGCGGCUCGACCACCUGCAGCCAGCUGGCAUCUCUUCGUAUGUCGACAUUGCCGAGGUUGCCAAUACCUGCGGGUACCAGCGGCUGGCCAUCAAACUGCUGCAGCACGAGCCGCGCGCCGCCAACCAGGUGCCGCUGCUGAUCUCAAUGGGCCAGGAGGAGGCUGCCAUGGCCGAGGCCAUCCGCAGCGGCGACUCGGACCUGGUCUACUUUGUCAUCUUCCACUUGUUCAAGGCCAUGCCGCUGGCAGACUUUUUCCAGGUCAUUGGCCGCACAAAAGUCGCCGGCCAGUUGUUCGAAAAGUACUGCAUCGACCAGGACGCGCCCGUUCUCGAGGACUACUACUUUCAGGACGACGCCUUUGCCAAAUCAGCGCGCCUCAUCCUCAUUGAGAACCUUGGCGAGCGGGACGUCGCCAAGUUGGUUGCCAACCUUAAAGUUGCGCUCAAGAUGCUGCACAACGACAAGACUGCGGCGCUCGAGACACAUGCGAUGGACACACAGAUCAAGCUGCUCCAGACACAGCACCAGCUUGAGCAAGACACGCCAGGCCAUAUUUUUGUUGGGCUGCCGCUGAACCAGACCCUGGCACUGUGCUUGACGCUGGGCAACUACUCGCGGGCAUCCAAGCUGCGUAACGAAUACAAGGUCCCUGAACGCCGCUACUACUGGAUCAAGCUGCACGCGCUUGUCGUGCGCAGGGAUUGGGCCGAGCUGGCGCGCCUGGCCAACGCCAAAAAGUCGCCCAUCGGCUACCGCCCCUUUGUCGACGAGUGCAUCCAGGCACUGCAGUACCAGGAAGCCGCCAAGUACAUUACGCGGUGCGAGCCGCCGUCCGAACGAGCAACUCUGUAUCUCAAGAUUGGCUUCUACCACGAGGCCGCACAGGCUGCGGCUGCGUCCAAGGACGUGGACACGCUGAGGCAAGUCCGCUCGGCAGCGAGAGACCCCACGCUGCAACAUGACGUCGCGCUGAUGAUCGACCAGAUAACGUCUCGCUCGUAG